This is a messenger RNA of Protobothrops mucrosquamatus (brown spotted pit viper), 660 nucleotides long. RefSeq names its product claudin 20 (gene CLDN20). Bases 1 to 660 code for a protein of 219 amino acids. Gene Ontology annotation, molecular function: structural molecule activity. The record is from RefSeq and is a predicted model, not a curated record. Gene Ontology annotation, biological process: bicellular tight junction assembly; cell adhesion. NCBI's taxonomy places the organism in Eukaryota, Metazoa, Chordata, Lepidosauria, Squamata, Viperidae. Gene Ontology annotation, cellular component: bicellular tight junction; plasma membrane. The transcript has a single exon.
AUGGCAUCAGCCGCGCUCCAGUUUUUUGCUUUCAUCCUAGCCUUGUUUGGUGUUUUUGGUGCGAUCGCAGCCACCCUGUUGCCCAACUGGAAGGUGAAUGCAGACACGGGCUCAAACAUAAUCACAGCCAUCACUCAGAUGCAAGGGCUCUGGAUGGACUGCACAUGGUACAGCACCGGGAUGUUCAGCUGCACACUGAAAUAUUCAAUCCUCUCUCUCCCUGUUUACAUCCAGGCAGCAAGGACCACCAUGAUUCUGUCCUGCAUUCUCUCCAGUUUUGGGAUCUGCAUCGCCACAGUGGGGAUGAAGUGCACCCUCCUGGGAGGGGACAGAGAGACCAAAAACCACACGUCAGUUGCCGGAGGAGUCUUCUUUAUUUUGGCAGGAAUAUCUGGCUUGAUACCAACAGCCUGGUACACGAAAGAGAUUAUUUCCAAAUUUCUGGACCCAACUAUUCCAGAAAGCAGUAAGCAUGAGCCAGGAGGAGCAGUUUACGUUGGAUUUAUUUCGGCUGGACUUCUGCUUGCUGCAGGUACCAUCUUUGGCACUUCCUGUUUUAAGAAACAGCAGAGACCAGGGAUUUAUCCUAACAAGCAGCAGAACCUGCACCUAGCUGCCCGGCAAGUGGACACAGACUACAGCCUGAAGGACUAUGUGUAA